AUGCCGCGGAUCGCCGCCCUCACCUGCCUGCAGCUCCUGCUGCUGCUGCGGGCCGCGCAGUGCCGGCCCCACGCGUGGGACCAGGACAGGCUGCAGCUGGAGGCCGUCAAAAAGGCGAUCCUGGAGCGGCUGGGGAUGGCGGCUCCCCCCGCCAUCCGGCACCGGCCGGACCCGGAGAGCAUCCAGAGAGCGCAGCGGCUCUACCGGCGGGCGGCGGCGGAGCUGGCGGGGAACCGGAGCCGGGAGGAAGAGGAGGAGGAUGAAGGGGAGGAAGCCGUGCCCAGGCUGCACCGCCUGACCCCCACCUUGCUGCCCUGGCUGGACAUCCCCGAGGGACACCGGGACUCUCCGGGCCCCCGGGACGCGCAGGGACAGCGGGAGCCCCUCGGUGCCCGCCGCUACCGCCUGCUGCUGUCCCGCACCGCGCAUUUCCAGCGGCAGCUCCGCGUGGUGCGGGCGGAGCUGAAGCUCCUCCGGCAGCCGCUGUCCCCUCCCGGCGCCUCGGGGCCACCUCGGGUCACCAUCUCCGCCCUGCCGGGGGCCGGGGGCUCCCCCCAGGUGCUGCAGAGCCAGGAUCUGCAGGAUUCCCUCAUUCUGGACCUGACCGGAGCCGUCCGGCCCUGGCUGGCCGGGCCCGAGCCCUCGCUGCGCCUGCAGCUGGAGUUCAGCACCGACGUCUCGGCGGCGCUGGCCGCCUCCGAGGGGAACACGCUGGAGCUGGAGGUGCAAACCCUGGAGAAAGCGGCCCGGGCGGCCAGGAGAGCCCGGGGGCUGCAGGACGAGUGCGGCAAGGGCGACGGGAGGUGCUGCCUGAAGUCGCUCCGGGUCUCCUUCCAGGACAUCGGCUGGGCCGACUGGGUGGUGGCCCCCAGCAGUUACCACAUGCGCUUCUGCGAGGGCUCCUGCCCGCACAACUACAAACCGGCCAGCAUGCACGCCCAGAUCCAGUCCCGGGUGAGCUCCCUGUCCAAGGCGGCGCCUCCUCCCUGCUGCGUCCCCGCCGGCUACGACCCCAUGGUGCUGAUGCACCUGGACGGCCAGGGCAGGCUGGUGUCCACCCUCUUCGAGGACAUGCUGGUCACCGGGUGCCACUGUGCCUGA
Molecule: messenger RNA, 1101 nt
Organism: Melozone crissalis (California towhee)
Lineage: Eukaryota; Metazoa; Chordata; Aves; Passeriformes; Passerellidae
Gene: GDF15
Product: growth differentiation factor 15
Exons: 2
Coding region: 1-1101 (366 amino acids)
Biological process (GO): SMAD protein signal transduction
Cellular component (GO): extracellular region
Molecular function (GO): cytokine activity; growth factor activity
Source: RefSeq, a predicted model, not a curated record